Messenger RNA from Fraxinus pennsylvanica, 1248 nucleotides. NCBI's taxonomy places the organism in Eukaryota, Viridiplantae, Streptophyta, Magnoliopsida, Lamiales, Oleaceae. The record is from the annotation of a GenBank genome assembly.
AUGGCGAGUCCGGCCAGUGCUGCUCAGGUGGGUUCCUAUUUCGUUCGGCAGUAUCACCAGAUGUUUCAUCAGCAAAGGGAUAUUGUGCAUCAGUUUUACACUGAUGACAGCUCCAUGAGUAGAAUUGACGGGGAUUCAAGUGAAUCGUUUUCGGGAAGGGUGCAAAUUCAUCAAGUAAUCAUGUCGCUAAAUUUCACUUCAAUAGAGAUCAAGACAAUAAAUUCUCUUAAAUCAUUGAAUGGAGGUGUUCUUGUGGUGGUUUCUGGUUCUGUGAAGUCAAGGGAUUUUGAUGGGUGGAGAAAAUUUGUGCAGACGUUUUUCCUUGCUCCCCAGGAGAGCGGUUUUUUUGUUCUGAAUGAUAUCUUUCACUUUGCUGACGAGAAAGUUCCUCUUCAACCUCCACCUACAGCAGUGGAGGAACAGAAAAAUGACUACCAACCAAAUAUUUCUGCUCAUCUUCCUGAGACACCAGUCUCUGACUAUACCUUAGAGGAGGAGGCCAGAGAGUACGUGAACUCUGUUGGUAUUGAAGGAGAUGAGCCGGUUGAAGGGUAUAGUUUUCAGGAGCAUCAACAGAAGCAUGAUCCUGAGGCUGAAAGAGUAGACGAGGAAUCUGCUUUUGAAGAAUCAAGUGUGUUGAUUCAAGAAGCCGUGCAAGAACCCGUGCCUACUGUAGAGGAACCUGUUGAAGAGCUUCCGAAGUUGACUUAUGCUUCCAUAUUGCGGGCUCCUAAAGGAAAACUUGCACCAUCAGUCAGUUCUCAGCCAUCUUUCACUUACAGCACUCAACCUGCUUCAAAUUGGUACCAAGCAUCACACCCUUCAGUUCAGCAGUCAAACCCUGUGGUGUCAGGUGUACCAGAUUCUGGUUGGGAUUUGGUAGAUAAUGGUUUAUCACAAGAGGAAGGGGAAUCAAGAUCUGUCUAUGUGAAGAAUCUGCCUUCUAGUGUUACUAGUCUAGAUAUUCUCCAAGAGUUUAAGAACUUCGGGAAAAUCAAGCAUGAUGGAGUCUUCUUAAAAAAUCGCCAGGAUACUGGUGUUUGCUACGCAUUUGUUGAGUUUGAAGAUGUGCAGAGUGCUCGGAAUGCUAUCAAGGCAUCUCCUGUUCAGUUGGCUGGAAGGCUAGUUUACAUUGAGGAGAGAAGACCAAAUAACAGCAGUGCUUCUCGUGGAGGGAGAAGCGGAAGGGGAAGAGGCAGAGGCAGAGGAGGUCGUUUUGGUACAAGGACUUUUGCAGGGACAACAUAG